UCUUCGCAACUGUGCUCUUCUCCGUUUAUCCAGAAUGGACCGGCCCGGCAGCCCAAGGAUGUCCUGCGAGACAUGCAGCAAGGACUAAAAGACGUGGGUGCCAAUGUCCGUGCGGGGAUAAGCGGAUUCGGCGGAGGCGUCGUGGAAGGGGUCAAAGGCGGAGUGUCGGCCCUGACUCACACCGCUGUGGUCUCCAAGCCCAGAGAGUUUGCCAGUCUCAUCAGGAACAAAUUCGGCAGCGCGGACAACAUCGCCCACCUCAAGGACACGCUGGAGGACGGAGUCGGGGGCCACGCCGACGACACCCCCACGCCCCGCGCCCUCAGCGGAAGCGCCACUCUGGUGUCCAGCCCGAAGUACGGCAGCGACGACGAGUGCUCCAGCGCCACGUCCGGCUCGGCCCCGGGCAGCAACUCGGGCGGGGCGGGUGGAGGAGGAGGCGGCAUGUUGGGGCCCACGAUGGGGAGUCCCAGGCUGGAUGGUCACCACCACCACCACCAUCACGUGCACAGCUCGUGGGACUCUCUCUUGGAAGGCUUGCAGGAGAUCAAAGCUAGCCAGGCGCACAUGGAGGACACCAUCGAGGACAUGAAGGGCCAACUGCAGAGCGACUACUCCUACAUGACACAGUGCCUGCAAGAAGAGCGAUACAGGUACAGUAUACGCUCAACCCUUCCUUGCCCCCACCCAAAAAGUCUUCCAACCUCACUCCCAAGCCAUUAAACUCUUGAUGGAAAC
This is a messenger RNA of Hippocampus comes (tiger tail seahorse), 738 nucleotides long. Its product is annotated as transmembrane and coiled-coil domains protein 2-like. The transcript has a single exon. Gene Ontology annotation, biological process: amyloid precursor protein metabolic process. The annotation marks the transcript as partial. Lineage: Eukaryota; Metazoa; Chordata; Actinopteri; Syngnathiformes; Syngnathidae. The record is from RefSeq and is a predicted model, not a curated record. Gene Ontology annotation, cellular component: endomembrane system.